Drosophila gunungcola (fruit fly) is the source of this 1008-nucleotide messenger RNA. RefSeq lists its product as uncharacterized. The record is from RefSeq and is a predicted model, not a curated record. NCBI's taxonomy places the organism in Eukaryota, Metazoa, Arthropoda, Insecta, Diptera, Drosophilidae. The transcript is spliced from 3 exons. The coding region runs from base 1 to 1008 and encodes 335 amino acids.
AUGAGCGCACGUAAGAGCAACACCCAAUCGCGAGUGGAACACGAGCUUCUGGCGUUCCCCCUGGUGUCGCGAUCCCCGUCACCGGUCAGCGAGGCGGACGAGGAGUCCACCGGGGAGAUCUCGGACGUGGAGCUGCCGUCCGAGGAGGAGGACCCAGGCGCAGACGCGACGGAGAUCGCAGAGGUCGCCGCCAUCUCUUCCGAUGAGAGUGGGCCAGAGGACGCGAGUGAGGAGGAGGAGGAGGGGACGGAGACCGUCAGUCCCGAGGUGUCCUCGGACGAGGACGACGUGGCGCGGCGAGCGGCGAGGGACCGGAUGAUCUUCCGCCGGUUGAGCAGGGCGACGGCAGGGCUCGGGAGGAUCUGCCUAGGGCAGAUGCCACCGUCGGGCAAGCCCAAGGAGUGGGCUCGGAUCCUGGAGGCGCGGGCGGUCACUGUCCGCCAAUGGGAGACCCGGCGGGCGGCGAGGAGUGCAGCAGUCGCCGCGGGGCAGCAGAGGCUGAGGGACGCCGAGGCCGAGGAGGCCGCACUGUGUCAUCAGCAGACGGUCACGUGGAUGUGGCCCGCCCCCGAGGAGGCAGCAGAGGAGGCCCGGAUGCGGGAGGCCUUCGAAGCCAUCGAGUGGCGGCGCCCACCGCCGUUGAACCAGCGCGAGCCGAGGGCCAAGUCGGCGAAACGCGUCGCGGAGACGGCCGAUCGCGAGGGACCGGAGGUGACGCCCAAGGAGGAGCGCGAGGCCCAGGAGGGGCUGGAGAAGGGGCCAUGGGAGUGGCCAUCACCGCCGGAGACGUCGCGGGACGCGGGGCCACCCUCGAAGCUGGCGCGGCAGACUUCGUGCCCGGAGUCGCGAGCCCCACCGGCGAGGCCGACGCUGCGAAGACAGCAGUCGGAGGGCGCGGAACCGUGGGCGGAGGUUCCGGAGGCGGAGUGGCCGGCGCGGGUGGCCGAAGAGGCGCAGCGACAGCGAGGGAGGCAGAGGAAGGUGUCGCUGUGUCGAAAAAGUCGUUAA